Molecule: messenger RNA, 630 nt
Organism: Peromyscus eremicus (cactus mouse)
Lineage: Eukaryota; Metazoa; Chordata; Mammalia; Rodentia; Cricetidae
Gene: Igll5
Product: immunoglobulin lambda like polypeptide 5
Exons: 3
Coding region: 1-630 (209 amino acids)
Biological process (GO): peptide antigen assembly with MHC class II protein complex; antigen processing and presentation of exogenous peptide antigen via MHC class II; positive regulation of T cell activation
Cellular component (GO): MHC class II protein complex
Molecular function (GO): MHC class II protein complex binding
Source: RefSeq, a predicted model, not a curated record
AUGAAGGUCAGAACAGGACAGGCACUGGGCACCAUCCCCAGGCAGUGCAAAGUUCUCCUUCUGUUGCUGCUGUUGGGCCUAGUAGAUGGUGUCCAGCAUGUACUUCCCCCAGGAUCAGCAGGAAGGAGCAGAGCCAUGGGCCCUGGAGCUUCAGCGGGAAGCAGCAGGCCUAGACUGUGGACCCUGCCAGGCAGGUUCCUGUUCCAGACCAUCCCACGGGCAACAGGCCCCAGGUGCUGGCCCCGUGGGUUUCCGUCUGAGCACCAGUCAUGGCAUGUCUUUGGUCGAGGGACCCAGCUCACAGUCCUGGGUCAGCCCAAGUCUGACCCCUUGGUCACUCUGUUCCUGCCUUCCCUGAAGGAUCUCCAGCCCAACAAGGCCACACUAGUGUGUCUGGUGAGUGAAUUCUACCCAGGCACUUUGGUGGUGAACUGGAAAGUAGAUGGAAUCCCUGUCACACAGGGUGUAGAGACAACUCAACCUUCCAAACAGACUAACAACAAGUAUAUGGUCAGCAGCUACUUGACACUGACAUCUCACCAGUGGACACCUCACAGCAGAUACAGCUGCCAGGUCACUCAUGAAGGGAGCACUGUGGAGAAGAGCGUGUCACCUGUUGAGUGUUCUUAG